AAUUUUAGAGAGAGAGAGAGAGAGAGAGAGCGAGCGAGCGAGCUCUGUAGAGAGAGAGAGAGAGUGUAACCGACGAUGGCGGCUUUGAAUAUAUUAUCCCCGCCCUUAAAUCCAUUGCAGCUGACGACAGACUCUACUUCACUCUCUAUCUGUAAAUAUAAUAUUAAUAUUAACUCAAUUUGUCAAAAAUAUGCCUCGGCAUCUAAUUCUAUAUGUAAAUGUGGAAGAACAUUGGCAACAGCUAAAUCGAAGCUCUCUUUUAUGCCGUCUCAAAUGUUUCCUCAGCGUCAGCAUUUAUCAGGCAGUGGAUGUUCAUGGAUGCAAGAUGAUUUGGCCUUUUACAAUAAUGUUGUCACCCAUGGAAGGACACGAGGCCCCUUACAUUCAGUUUUUCCAUCAACAAAUGCGCCGGUUUCCUCUGUGAAGGACCUUUUUGAUUUUAUAUGCGCAGGUCCCCUCAUAAGCAAAACUAACCUUACCCCAGAGAAGGUGUCCGAGUCUAUUGACAAGUGGAUAUUAUAUGGAUCUCAACUUUGUAGAUUGUUUCAGCUCAAUGAACUGUUUUUAACCGAGCCUCAGAAAGUGCGAAUCUACCAUUACUACAUUCCAGUCUUCUUGUGGUGUGAGCAAGAAAUUUCUCGUCAUAAUUCUAUGUUCCAGGAAGGAGAUGAUAUACCCCCUUUAGUGAUUGGUUUCAGUGCGCCACAAGGUUGUGGAAAAACAACACUUGUCUUUGCACUAAAUUUUCUCUUCCGAAUGACUGGGAGGAACUCAGCGACAAUAUCCAUCGACGAUUUUUAUUUAACAGCACAAGAUCAGGCCAAACUAAGGGAUAGCAAUCCCGGGAAUGCACUUUUGGAGUUCCGUGGUAAUGCUGGAAGCCAUGAUCUUGCUCUGUCUAUUGAGACUCUAACAGCUCUAGGGAAGUUGACUAAAGAAGGUAUGAAAAUUAAGCUUCCUCGCUAUGAUAAGUCUGCAUACAAUGGUAGAGGAGACAGAGCUGAUCCUUCAACAUGGCCAGAAGUUGAGGGGCCUCUAAAGGUUGUUCUGUAUGAGGGUUGGAUGCUUGGUUUUAAACCCCUUCCAAAUGAAGCUGUGAAAGCAGUAGAUCCACAGCUAGAGACCGUGAAUAAAAAUUUAGAAGCUUAUUAUGAUGCAUGGGAUAGGUUUAUCAACUCUUGGAUAGUAAUCAAGAUUCAAGAUCCCAGUUUUGUCUAUCAAUGGCGAUUGCAGGCUGAAAUUGCUAUGAGGGCUGACGGGAAGCCUGGAAUGUCCGACGAGGAGGUUAUGGAUUUUGUUUCACGAUAUUUGCCAGCAUACAAGGCCUACCUCCCUACCCUCUACUCGGAAGGACCAAAUGGUUCAAAUCCUGGGCAUUUGCUUGUCGUCGAAAUUGAUGAAGGCAGGAAUCCCAUCCUUGCAAAUUAGUGGCGAAUCUAGCAUCAAUGUUCAGUUAGGGCGGAGGUUGACUUUGACGGUUGACCGUCGACAAUCAACGAUUGUAAAAGUUUGGUCCGAUCGGCAGCCGAUUAUUUAUUAAAAUUAGAUUAAAUGAUAUUAAAAAUUAUUUAA
Olea europaea var. sylvestris is the source of this 1572-nucleotide messenger RNA. Its product is annotated as D-glycerate 3-kinase, chloroplastic-like. Gene Ontology annotation, biological process: photorespiration. The transcript is spliced from 13 exons. The coding region runs from base 76 to 1428 and encodes 450 amino acids. Lineage: Eukaryota; Viridiplantae; Streptophyta; Magnoliopsida; Lamiales; Oleaceae. Gene Ontology annotation, cellular component: cytoplasm. The record is from RefSeq and is a predicted model, not a curated record.